This is a messenger RNA of Nycticebus coucang (slow loris), 3969 nucleotides long. It is a transcript of the gene UMODL1, whose product is annotated as uromodulin like 1. Gene Ontology annotation, molecular function: calcium ion binding; protein binding; peptidase inhibitor activity. The record is from RefSeq and is a predicted model, not a curated record. NCBI's taxonomy places the organism in Eukaryota, Metazoa, Chordata, Mammalia, Primates, Lorisidae. The transcript is spliced from 22 exons. Gene Ontology annotation, cellular component: cell surface; extracellular region. The coding region runs from base 1 to 3969 and encodes 1322 amino acids.
AUGUGCAGGGCCUUGGGGCUGGCCCUGCUUGCUCUGGUCAGUGCUGUGAGCCCAAGCCAGGCCAGCAGCUUCACAGAGAAAGGCCUGUCCUUGUUGAGCUACCAGCUGUGUAACCACCGCGUGACCCGCAGCGUGCGGAGGGUGGAGGCUGUGCAGACGUCCCACGUGAUCUACGUGGCUUGCGGUGGCUGGAUCCCGUGGAGGCGGUGCCCCAAGACCGUUUAUAGGACGGAGAACGUGGUGGUGGACGUUCCCGAACCCAGGAAUGUGACCGACUGCUGUGCAGGCUACGAGCAACUCGGCCUCUACUGUGUCCUGUCCCUGAAUCAGUCGGAGGAAUUCACAUCCAGACCAGGGGCCUGCCCGACAGCAGAUCCAGCACCAUCCAACUUCUCAUGCAGCUUGGACACCGACUGUCCUGGACUUCAGAAAUGCUGCCCCUGGUCAGGCAGGCACCACUGCAUGGCCCCCACACCCCCAGCUCCAGAGACGAGCCUGGGCAGCUUCUGGUACAAUGUCACUGUGCUGGUGAAGAUGGACUUCAAGGAGCUGGAGCAAGUGGACCCCAGACUGCUGAACCACGUGCGGCUUCUGUACUCCCUGGUCACCAGUGCCUUGCAGCCACUGGACUCCACAGUCCACUACCUGCUCUCGACCAGUGGAGACCCCUCCACCACAGUGUCGUGGCUAUUGCUGGGCCUGCCACAGCUGUUGCCGGUGGCCGACAUCUCUACCAUGCUGGAUGACAUCGUGAGGCGGGUCUAUGAAGUGAUCGGCAUCCGGGUGCAAGACGUAAAUGAAUGUGCCUAUGAUGAGCUCAAUGCCUGCUCUGCGGGGGAACGAUGCACCAACCUGGAAGGCUCAUACCAGUGUGUCUGUCCCCAGGGAUCUCCGCUGGCCUCAGCUCCCCAGGAGCUGGAUCACAUGAAUGACGACUGCCCUCCAAUCAGUGACUUCAUGGUCCGCCAUGUCAGCAGCAGCAGUUUCCACGUGUCCUGGCGUGUAAAUUCCACCCGGAACCUCACUUUCCAUGUGCAGGUGUUCAGGGGUCAGGAGCUGCUCAGGAGUGCCAAGACCCAGGGCCUGGACCUGGCAGUGGCUGGGCUGGAGGCCGGAACACUGUACGGGGUGAGGACCAGCUACCAGGGCUGCGGGGACAAUGUGUCCGCAGCACUGACAGUCAAAACCGAUGCCCGAGUGUUUGAAGUCAUAAUAAGGAUCGUAAAUCUCAACCUGACAGAGAAGUUGCUCAACCGCAGCAGCGUGGAGUACCAAGAUUUUUCUAGACAACUGCUUCUCGAGGUCGCCACCUCCUUCCCGCCGGCGGUUUCUGCCUUGCACCACCGUGAGAAGCUGAGGAUGCAGAUCGUGUCUCUGCGGGCGGGAAGCAUGGUCGUGAGGCUCAGACUCACAGUGCAGGACCCUGAGUUUCCAGUGGGCAUCUCCACGCUGUCCCCCAUGCUCCAGCUCCUGUUGGCAAGCACAGUGUUCCAGAUUGACCAGCGGGGGACACAUGUGCAAGACUGGGACGAGUGUGCAGACAGCUCGGAGCAUGACUGCUCGCCAGCUGCCCGCUGCAUCAACCUCGAGGGCUCCUACACCUGCCAGUGUCUCACUGCCAGGGACGCCAACCCCUCCCGGGUGGGCAGGGCCUGUGAAGGUGACGUGGCGAGCCCCACGGGCAGUGUCCUAUCUUUGGCCACUGGAGUAACAGCCCCCACUCUCAGCACAGGAGCAGCAGCCCAGGGCCUGGAGACCCACACUUUGUCAGCCACCCCCAGCCACCGGUGGGACACCCUGGAGGCAGGCCAGGCCCAGACCCCAGGGUCCCCUCCCAGGAGAGGGGACAUUGGUGGUAUCAGGCAUGAUGGGAAUGGCACGCCGCGAGGAGAUGAGGAGGCACUCAGUUUGCUGGGAAACUCCAGCACAGAGCCCCUCUCCUGGCCCACACCUACUGAGGGCCCCACCGGGCACGUCCUGUGGCAUGACAGCCUCCCUACUCGGGAAACACUUUGGAACUCCACGUGGCUGCAGAAUGAGGACCCCGCACGCUCUCACCCCCUAGACCUGCCAUCAGCCCCCACAUCUCUGAAGCUCCCCACCUGUGGCCCCGUGUCAAUCACAAGGAUAAGAGUUUCCAAUGUGACCAGCACUGGCUUCCACCUGGCAUGGGCAGCGGGCCCUGCCCUGCACCCCACCUUCCAGAUCCUCCUGAUUUCAACACGGGGCCCAGCUGUGGGCCUGGAGACCUGGAACACAAGUGUGGCGCUGCUGGGGCUGGAGCCCGGCGUCUUGUACCUGGUGGAGAUAGUGGCCUCGGCAUGUGGGGAGGAAGGUGCCAGGGCACUCCUGAGAGUGAGGACAGCGGCCCAGAAACUCCGUGGACAGGUCAGAAUAGCAAACGUCCCGUACUCAGAGGCGCUGGGCAACACCAGCAGCGGGGAGCACCAGGACCUGCUGGGCCUGUUCUUCAGGGCGGUGCGGGACGCCUUGCCAGCCCCCCUGCUCCAGCACAUGGACGCCGGCGGGAUCAGGAUGGAGGUCACCAGCGUCACCAACGGCAGCAUCAUUGUGGAGUUUCACCUGCUGAUUAUGUCGGACGUGGAUGUCCGGGAGGUGUCUGCCUCGUUCCGCACGGCCUUACAGAACACAUCUGUGCUGGAGGUGGUCAGGGGCGACACCUUCAUAUGGGAUUACGAUGAAUGUGAGUGGAAGGAGGAUGACUGCCAACCAGGGACUUCUUGUCAGAACACCCUCGGGUCUUUCACUUGCAGCUGUGAUGGAGGAGCCCUUGGAAAUUCUCAUUUCCAAGUGGAAUAUUCUGGAAGAACCUGUGAAGGUGACUCUCCUGGCAGGGCAACCCAGGCCCCUGACCCAGAUUGGCUUUGGAGCCCUGCAGGGACCAGGGCUGCCCUUACACAAAGUGCCACCGCCAGCCCCCAUGGCCCGCCCCCACGGCUGAACCUGACUGGGGCGGUCAGGGUGCUCUGUGAGAUCGAGAAGGUGGCCAUCGCCAUCCAGAAGCGCUUCCUGCAGCAGGAGUCCAUCCCCGAGUCCUCCCUGUACCUGGGACACCCCUCCUGCAACGUCAGCGACAGCAACAGCACACAUGUACUCCUGGUGGCCGGCUGGGGCGAGUGUGGGACCAUCGUGCAAAGUAACACGACGAACACGGUGGUGAGGACCACGCUGAGGAACGACCGAUCCCCGGAGGUGGUCAUGCACUCCCUGAAGAUCCUCAGCCCCAUCCGCUGUGCCUUCCAGAACGACCUGCUGGCCUCCUCGGGCUACACCCCACAGUGGGGGGUCUACACCAUCAUUGAGGACCUCCAUGGCGCUGGGAAUUUUGUUACCGAGAUGCAGUUAUUUAUUGGAGAUUCUCCCAUACCUCAAAAUUACAGCGUGUCUGCCAGUGAUGAUGUCAAGAUCGAAGUGGGGCUCUACAGACAGAAGAGUGGCCUCAAGGUGGUCCUGACAGAGUGCUGGGCAACCCCGUCGAGCAACGCCAGGGACCCCGUCACCUUCGGGUUCAUUAACAACAGCUGCCCUGUCCCCAACACAUACACCAGCGUGAUUGAGAACGGCAACUCCAACAAGGCCCAGUUUAAGCUGAAAAUCUUUUCCUUUAUCAACAACUCCAUUGUCUACCUGCACUGCAAGCUGCGUGUCUGCAUGGAGUCCCCGGGAGCCACCUGCAAGAUUAAUUGCAAUGAUUUUCGGCUUCUGAAAAGUAGUGAAAACUCUGUCACAUACCAGACAUCUUGGGGACCCCUCCUUCGGUCUGAAGGCGAGGCUCCAGGUGCAGAAGCAGGCCUGGGAGCCGGCUAUUUCGCCCUCAUCGUGGUGGCCAUCUUUGUCCUGCUGGCAGGGGCAGCUGCCCUUCUGAUUGUUCGCUUUCGGAGAAUGAACAGAAAAUACAACGUCAAGAUCCAGGCCGACAACUUCAGCUACCAGGCGUUUCGUGAAUGA